Hemibagrus wyckioides is the source of this 1558-nucleotide messenger RNA. RefSeq names its product protein S100-A6-like. Bases 953 to 1243 code for a protein of 96 amino acids. Gene Ontology annotation, molecular function: calcium ion binding. The transcript has 3 exons. Lineage: Eukaryota; Metazoa; Chordata; Actinopteri; Siluriformes; Bagridae. The record is from RefSeq and is a predicted model, not a curated record.
AAUCGAAUACUUGAGUACUCUUCUCAUUUCCAAGAAAAAAAAAUACUCCUUACAUUUUUAUUUGGAUCUUCAAAAAAGCCACGGACUACAUGUUACACAUAAGUUGAAUGGAUCCAAUGCAUUAUAUUUAUUUCUUUUCAGCAUUUAGUGAAAUUCAUUAAUGUAGCAAGACACGUGUCAUGUGUUGUGCCACUUUCUAUCAACCAUCAUGCUAGGGUUUAAAUGCCCUUCAGUAAAAUGUGUGCUGGAGUAAGAAUGAAUUCAUCUAAAGCUAGGUGUCUCCUUUGCCUCCCUAAAAGGUAUGAUCAUUUUUGUUUUGCUAGUUUUUAUAUUUGGUUGAUAUUUGGACAUUUCCUGUACCUAGGCUAGCUAGCCAGGUAAAUUCUAGCUAUUAAUUAUAUAUCAUAUGAGCAAUAAUGUGUUUUUUUGUGAGAGUAUCUGUCUUUACCGAGAGCUGCAGUGUGGAAUCAGGGCCACAGCAAUGGCAGCCUGAUGUUUGGCCACAAGAUGGUGGCAUGGUAGCGGCCAUUUGAUGUUUAGAAAUAUGGUGCAUGUUGUUUGUUGUUUAAACCAGUUAAGAAGAUUUUCCAAGGAUGUGCAUUGGAAACAGCUGAAUUUUGGUAAACAAAGUGGAAAGAAAGUGGGCAUCCAUGCUAGUUUAGUUUAGCAUCCAUGGUAGAGCUAAGGCUAACCAUAGCUCUACCAUGCAGCAGUCAGAGGGUGCAUAGUUUCCUGCAGUUUCAUUGUAAUCAUGUUCACCUGUGUUUCCGAUGCACAUCCCUUGUAAAAGUUUAACAAUAAACAGAACUUCCUAACACUGCAGUUAACUACCCGGUGCGAACCCAGGGACUUCUGUGUUUUCAUUUUUACAGAAACUUGGCUCAACAACAGCAUUCCAGAUAUAGCCAUUCAGCUGGCUGGGAUACCUGCUGACUGGAUUGCAGUGGUGGCCAUGUCUAAGCUGGAGAAGGCAAUUGUUUCUAUAGUGGAGUUGUUUGAAGAAUACGCUCUAACAGACCAUAAACAGCUGAGCAAUGUAGAGCUGAGUGAUCAGAUAAUGAGCCAACUGAGGAGCCCAGAGUUCCAGAGUAAAGUAGACCAAGAUGACAUUUCUGAAGCCCUGCAAAAAAUGGACAAGAACCGUGAUGACCAGAUGAACUUCAAAGAUUUUAGUCAAUCUGUGGCCAUUCUUGCACAGGCCUAUGGCAAGUAUGGCAAGGGCAAUCACCAAGGUCACCAGUGAAAUCCUUCAUAUGCAGCAUGACCAAAAAGUCUCCAUAGAAAGGGAAAUUUAAAACAUGUAACAGAUAAUUUACCAAACAAUUAAAAUGUUAUAUGUAAAUAGUUACAUAAUUACCUAAAAAAAAGUGUUAAUUUCCUCUAUGGUUGGAGACUUUUGGAACACCACAAAAAAAAUCACUCCAUCUUUAUUGAAUGAAAAGAUAACUGUUUCAUCAGUGCAAUAUAACUGGGGUCUGUGCAAUCUAGAUAGAUUAAAUAGAUUUUUCUAGAUUUAUUUAUUUAGAUUUUUCUUAUAUUACUGCAAAUAUAUUACAUU